AUGAAUCUACAAGAAGUGGAAGCAUCAUAUAAUGAAAUAACCUCAUCAGCAUUGAAACUUAUCAUGGAGAUUUCAAUCAAUAAACUGAAGAAUUUUCAAAGUACUUUACAACCAUCAACAGGACCACUUAUAAGAUCAAUAGAGAAUAAAAAUAAUUUAUUAAUGGAUAACUCCAAUAGAUCAACUACAGUUGAUUCAUCUCAACAUAUCUCUUUCAAAAAAACAUCUACUAGUUUUUCACCAAGUAAUCGGUUAUACAGGAUAAUGGUAAUUUUAAAAAUUGCUAAAAAAGCAAGAUCUGUGUUAUUAAACCGAGAAGCACUUAAUACACCACAAACGGAUAAUAAAUCAGUUGAUGUACAAAACAUUUCCUCUUCCGAAAAUGACUCAAACAAUCAUUCAUAUAACACACAACAAUGUGAUCCUGUGAAACAACCUAGAACACCAAAUCUGAGUUCAAUUCAAACAAAAACGCAUUCAGAAUUACGAGUUUUACAUUCAAACAAACAAAAUGAACAAGUGUACCAAUGUGUCUAUGAUUCUGUUCCAAACAACUCUUCAGUAUGCACUAGCAAUAAAAGAGCACUUGAUUCUAAUCCAUCUACUUCGAUACCUGAAAAACGUGCAUUUUUAAAUUUUCGAAGUGAAAAUCCUAUGAAAUGUGAUAAAUCAUCACAUCAAGAUACAUUAAAUGUAAUGUAUAGUUUAACUACUCCAUACAAUACAGGGAAUAUGGAAAAUAGUCAAGUUAAACCAAAAUUUAACCAACAUAACGAUAACGAUGAUGAAUAUGACGAUCCUAAUGAUAAUGUUAUUAUGUAUUCAAAAUCUUACCCCUUGUGCAAAUGUCGAUCAUCAAUCCGAAAUUCUGAAGUAUGUGGUUUAGGAAAUAGUCUAAUCGCAUCAAAUGAAGUAUUAUUACCAAGUACUUCUCUUCAACAAAUGAAUCAUUCAAUGGAUUAUGAAGAAAUUAGUAAUGAUUAUGAACGAGAUAUGUGUAUAUGUCUUUCCAAUUCACCAAAUUCACGACCAUUGAUUACUGGAAUAAUAUGA
Molecule: messenger RNA, 1053 nt
Organism: Schistosoma bovis
Lineage: Eukaryota; Metazoa; Platyhelminthes; Trematoda; Strigeidida; Schistosomatidae
Source: the annotation of a GenBank genome assembly